This is a messenger RNA of Plutella xylostella (diamondback moth), 6810 nucleotides long. Lineage: Eukaryota; Metazoa; Arthropoda; Insecta; Lepidoptera; Plutellidae. The record is from RefSeq and is a predicted model, not a curated record.
CCAAUUUUCAUUGAUUUCCCACAGCGCAUGCCUCGGUUCCCGCCAUUUUUGGCAGCCAUACCUCGCGAGGCGGCCAUCAUAGCUGCACGCGUUUUUUUCGCGGCAAAGAAACCAUCUCAAACAGCCAAACAAUUUCAGCCAAAAUCGUCCUUUUUAAAUUAAAGUUUACCCGUUUUUGUGUGUGGACAAAUUAAAUUGCCUUGUUUGUUGUGUUUUUAAUUUAUUUUUUGUGUUUUUGCGUCGUGUUGGAAAAUUACUGGUGUUGUUUUCGACUUGGUGGGAUAAAAGUGGCUGGCAAGACGAAAGAACAUAAGUGCUGUGAAAAAGAAACAUACGUCAGUAAAUAAAAUUUGAAUUUGGAUCGUUAUAAAAUGUGCGACGCGACCGUAGUGUCUAUGGUUCCGGUCGGGAGGUGCUCGGGAGCAUUCGGUUGUUUCCGUGAGAGCUGUCAGUGAGAAAACAAAAUGGCGGAGAAAGUCAGCUGAUCGGAAAAGCGUCGCGCGCGCAGGGAACACAGCGAGCGGCGACAAAAACGAAUCAUGCAGGUGUUCGGUGAAUACGCCCAAGUGGAAGUGGUGGAGCUGGUGAACGACGGCUCGGGGCUGGCGUUCGGCAUCGUCGGAGGACGGUCUUCGGGAGUGCUCGUGAAGAGUGUCCUGCCGGGCGGCGUGGCUGAUAGGGAUGGCCGUCUCCGCUCAGGGGACAUGCUUCUGCGCAUCGGUGCAGUCAGCGUGGUCGGCAUGUGUGCGAGACAAGCCGCGGCCGUGCUGAGGCAGUGUGGAGCCUGCGUCAGACUGCUAGUGGCCCGGCCGCACACUGACUUGAGCUCCCAGUCCCUCGGCGCGUCGCCAGCGCCAGUCGUGCCGUCUCGCUUGCUCACGGAGCCGGCCGAGCUCGAGCGAAGACUGGCCGAAGCGGGGCACGAUGGCUUCGGAGUACUCUGUGACGAUGCACCGCCACCUCACCCUACCAUCAUUGAAGAGAGGCAUCUGAUGCGGCCAGUGGCAUCGAUAGUGGCGGUGGUGCCGCGCGGCGCGCUCGCCUCCCCGCGCCCCCCGCCCACCGUCUUCACCCCCGCGGACCAGACGCAGCCUAUGAGGCUCCCUCUAGACAUGGCAGUCAGAGGCACCAGCACUCCAGAGACGCUCAGCUACGAGGUGGAGCUCAACAAGGACUCGGCCCUCGGGCUCGGCAUCACCGUGGCCGGAUACGUGUGUGAACAGGAGGAGCUGAGCGGCAUCUUCAUAAAGAGCAUCGGAGUGGGCAGCGCGGCCGACUUGUGCGGGAAGAUACAAGUCAACGACAGGAUCGUUGAGGUGGACGGGGUUUCUCUGAACGGAGUGUCCAACCAUCGAGCGGUGGCCCUACUCCGAGACGCCAAGGGGCCUAUAGUGAGACUGAAGGCCAUGAGGUACCUGCGAGGGGCGGGGUUUGAGAAACUUCAGAGGGCGCUCGCAGCGCAGGACGGUAGACCCGUGGCACCCCCCAGCCCUAGUGUUACGUCGUUAACCAAAUAUAGCUUUAGUGUGUAUGAAGAAUCAACAGUAAUAGAAACCGAGCCAGAUUCGGAGGCAGCACCCCACCUCCCUUCCCCUACUUCCCCUACUGAAGAGCAAGAGAUUGUGAUAGGCGUAGAUGAUGACAACGCAGAGAAGGCCGAUGUGAGAAGGAUACAGGACAAGUGGCGGGACAUUUUGGAGAAGGAGCCUGAUUGGCCGGGUCACGAUCAUGGAUAUGAUAUUAUUGUGGGUACAAUAAUGAAAGAGAAGAACACGGGUCUAGGCAUCUCGCUCGAAGGCACGGUGCGGGUAGUGGGCGGGCGGGAGGUGCAAGCGAGACACUACAUACGAGCUAUUGCGCCCAACGGACCUGUGGCCAAACUGCGAGUGCAUACUGUUGGCGACGAGCUAUUAGAGGUAAAUGGUUGGAAAGUACUAGGAGCGCAUCAUGUGGAGGUGGUGUCCCGACUGCGAGCGGUGACUUCUCCGGUGCGGCUGGUGUGCGCUCGUGCUAGGAGAGACGACGCACAACGGAUAUAUGCUAGAAAUACCCUAGGAGGUUCCCUGCAAGACCUGCUGUCGCCGCCUCAAAGACUGAUCAAGGCCAAGUCUGAGAGUUCUGUGGCUUCUCUCUGCAGCGCUAGUACUGUCAUGUCGGCUGGGCAUGAUCAUGAUGAGUUCUGCACAGAGAGCCUGGAGCGCAACAAGUCCCGCUCGCUGGAGCCGCUGAGCGGGCUCGCCAUGUGGAGCGACCAGCUCGAGCUCAUCCACCUGCAGAAGCAGGACCGCGGCCUCGGCUUCUCCAUACUCGACUAUCUGGACCCAUCAGAGCCAGGCAGCUCAGUGAUCGUGGUCCGUUCAGUGGUGUCCGGCGGCGCGGCGGCGGCUGACGGGCGGCUGGCUCCAGGAGACCGGCUGAUGACAGUGAAUGGUGUUGAUGUGUCGCGCAGUCCAUUGGCUACUGCUGUGGCUGCUAUUAAGUGUGCUGAUAAAGGCACAGUGACGAUAGGCGUGGCGAAACCCCUCCCCUGUAGUACGGUAGUCGGUGGUCAGAAAGCCAAUGGACACACUAUAAGCAGCCAGGAAUGCAUUAACUCGUUGGCAUCAGAUGAACACACCGGCAUGGAUUCCUUCCACGAAUGCCUUCAAGAAUACGGAGAAGGUUUAGAAGUAGUACAAAUAUGCCUAGAACCAGAAGACUCCUCAAUAAAGGAUGAAGAAGUAUCCGCACUAGACUUUAGCUUAGAAGAGUGUUACGUAAAGAAAAUUGAGGACUGCACAGACAACAAAGAAACGAUAAAAGUCGAAAAAAUAAAAAUCAAUGGUAUCAAUAAUAUGGAGUAUUCAAAAUCAAAUGAGUCUUUAGAUGAACAUGAUGACGAUAUGACAAUAACUGAAGAUGACGUUUUGAUAACUCCUAGAGAGCUACCAGAACAUAGGCAUAAACCUGUAGAAGGAAAAGAGUCCAGAUCUUUGUCAAAGCAACAAAGUAAAGAUAUUUCCACGUCUGACGAAAUGGUUUUUGCAGUGACACCAACGGGUUUAGAAAGAAUUAGCUUUGAGAAGUAUUGGAAAGAUAAUCCAAACACCAUUGAUGUAGAAAAUUUACAUAAAGUCAAAAGUGACGAAAGCUGGAAAGAAUGCCUUAACACACCCAACGAUGUUACACCUGUUUACUAUGAAUCGAAAAUAUCCGUCCAAGAAAACAACACAUUAUUGUUUAUCGACCAUGACAUCGAUGGCUACGAAACAUGCCAAGACGACGAGUCUAACUCGACAAAAGUGAGCGUUAUAACAACAGAUCAUAAAACUAACGACCAUGUUCAGAUCAAAGAGAAAAAAGUAAACAAAAACGAGACAAACUUAAACAAACGCAACGAACCGAGUGCCAAAUCUGUCGGAAAAGCGCAGACCACUUCGAAUUGCGAUGACGAAGACUCGUCUUACGGCCGUCCUUACAUCCAAGAGCACAUCAUCAAACAGAUGCAGUCACUCCGAAUCGAACCCUUAAACGUAAACAUUAGCAGUAGAAAAAAGAAAGACAAAAAAGAUAGAAAGCGUAGUCCGACCAAACCCAAACGUGAUAAAAGUGAACGCAAAUGCAUCGAAUACUACAACGACCAAGCCGAAUGCCUAGAAGAGUACAAACGACAAAAGAAGCUACAAGAAGAAGAGAGCGAAUCCAAGAAGGAGCAACAGAAAUUGCUUCGUUCUAAUCUAAGCGUAAUGGAGAAGAAACUGCAACUCAAAAAGCAGGAACCAAGCGAAGAGUCAACAGACCAAGAAACGACCUACGUACCAGGCUGCCACAAAUGCUUUCUGGAAAACUACGCUUACCUAGCGAUUACAAAAGCAGUCAUAAACGAGGCGAGCAACUGCAAAUAUUGUGAAGUGAUCCGGGAUAUGCUUGAGCUAGAAUCGCCUAAAGAUUUCCCGGAUAGACGGAUGUCAGCGCCAGCGUUGAUCAGUUGGGACAGUGGAACCUCUGAGACUGAUGAAGAAGACCAAAGACUGCAGCUGCCAAAAGAUCUGGGAAAAGACAGAAGACAAUCGGCCGGUCCACUGAAGUUUCUCGUGCCUUCUAGAAGACUAAGUUACAUACCUCCACCGGCCAUGACGGUGACCGUAUCGCCGGACCGGCGCGGCGACCUCACGGCGCAGCGCUGGGGGCAGCCGAGGAAGGUCGUUCUUACCAGGACCCCAGGCGCGCCGCUGGGUGUCAGCAUCGUGGGAGGAAAGGUGGACAUAAUCUCCGGGCAUGAUGACGCCGACGGCGAGGAGAAGGCCAUCUUCGGCAUCUUUAUCAAGAAUGUGGUACCUGCCAGCCCCGCCGGGAACAGCGGGGAGCUACAUACCGGAGACCGUAUACUCGAAGUGGACGGAGUGUGCGUGAGGUCAGCGUCGCACGAGCGGGCGGUGCAGCUGAUCAAGGCGGCCGGCAACCAGGUCACGCUGACGGUGCAGAGUCUUGUCGCUUGGAACACGGACUCAUCGGACGUGGACGCGUCCCCCCCCGCCGCGUCCCCCACCCCCUCGGUGAGGAAGGGCCCGGCGCCGCCGCCGCCGUUUGUUGAUGGAUCCCCUCAGCAUGAGAUCAAGAUAACAGUAACAUCAGAGCCAGACAACGAGAAAGAGGAAGACGACGAACAGACAGAGAAGGAAGAUGCUCCAGCCAAGCCGGUCUACUCCGACAGCGAGAGCAGCGAUGAAGAAGAUGAGAGGGAACUGCAGGGGAGGACCUACUCCGAGAAAGGUGUUGAGAUCGACAGAGCCUCAGCCGGAGCCAUAAAGCGCAGUAAAGAGGAGAAGGAGGCCGACCCUGAAGAAGAAGACGACUUCGGCUACACGGCAAACAAAAUCCGCAAGAAGUACGCGUCGCUCGGCGACACUGUGGUCUCCGUGCGCCUGGAGCGCUCCCCCGCGGCCGGGCUCGGGCUCAGCCUGGCGGGGCACCGCGACCGCAGCCGCAUGGCCGUGUUCGUGUGCGGGUUGCACCCCGCCGGCGCCGCCGCCGCCGCCGCGCCGCCCGUGCUGCUGGGGGACGAGAUACUCGAGGUGAACGGUAUCGUUCUCCACGGGAGAUGCCACCUGAACGCGUCAGCUAUCAUCAAGGGCUUGCCAGGACCCACCUUCAAGAUCAUACUACUGAGGCGGAAGCACGCGUUGGAGGAUGUUGCGGUGAAGCCUAUCACACAGUUUCCGGUCGCUUUAGAGGAAGAGUCCGAGGACCGGUUCGCAAGCUACAAGGGAGUUCGCAAUGUCUCCAUCAAGAAAGGCUCCUCCAGCCUCGGCAUCAUGAUCAUCGAGGGGCGCCACGCGGAGGUCGGGCAGGGCAUCUUCAUCUCCGACAUACAGGAGGGCAGCGCUGCAGAACAAGCGGGUCUCCAGAUAGGUGACAUGAUACUGGCAGUGAACAAGGACAGUCUUCUCGGAUGCAGCUACGAUGCUGCUGCAGCGACGCUGAAGCGCACUGAAGGCCUCGUGGUGCUGACCGUCUGCAACCCAAACAAGAAGGACGACUCGCCCACCGACGAACUAGGAGGCUCUGUUGGAGGAGGCUCCAAAGGUCCGUCCCGUCCGGCGAGCAGGAACCAAACCCCGGACCCCGGCGGUCUGAAGGCGGGCGGCGCGUCGCGCCCCACCACGCCCAAACCUUCGCCUGCUAAAGUGGAACCACCUCCAGACCCGGCCACGGCUCCGAUAGUGCCCAACAAGGACACCGUCAUCGAGAUACCCACCAACAAUAUGAGUUUGGGACUGCUACUUCUUGGUGGCAGCGACACACUGCUUAAUGGUCCUGCAGCUGUAGUAUUAGAAGUAUACGCCAAUGGAGCAGCCGGAAAGGAUGGGCGACUAAAGUCUGGUGAUCAAAUUGUCGAAUGCGGUGGAGUGCCUCUGAAGAAGGAGAUGACCCAUGAGAGAUUAUGUCUGACAAUCAAACAAUCUGCACCUAAGAUUAAAAUGACAGUCUACCGUCCAGAUCCGCUAGUCUACACUGAUGUAGAAGUUGAAAUACCUCGAAAGCCUGGAAAGGGAUUGGGGCUAGGACUAAUGGCUAGGACACCUGGCCCCGGAGUAUACAUCUCAGAUCUGAUACCUGGGGGCCCUGCAGAUUUAGAUGGUCAAUUACAAAGAGGUGAUCUUCUCCACUCUGUCGACGGCAAAGAUGUGUCUACUGCUGACCACGAAACCGCCGCAGCGGCCUGUAAGGCGGUCGGAGCCAAAGUAAAUAUAAAAGUUAAGAGAUUUAAGAUUGUUAGAUAAAACAUUUAAAUGUGAGCCAAUGGAUAGUGAUGUGUACACGGGAAGCCUGGAUCUGAACACUGGUUUUCAUCAAAUACGAAUUGAAGUUAUCGUGAUUGAUAAGUUGGUAGUUUGUUGUUGAAUUGCAAUAGACUGUCCGUUUUGAAUAGGAAAUUGAUUGUUAAAUUAAAAUAGAUGGCCAAAGUUUACAAAUUCAUUUUAAAACAUUUGAGUUUUUUCUAUUACUGUUGUAUUUAUGUGGACUGUGUUGUGAGUAUUUUGACUUAAAUUAUUCUUAUUUAUUAUUGAAAUUAUCAAUCUAUAAUAAUUAUAGUAUAUGUGUGACCAAUAUAAUGAAUUAUCAAUACAUUAUAAACUUUAGAAACUUUUGCUUCAGUAAGUAUGUAGGUACUAUAUGAUUUAUGUUGACAUGUUCAUGCUUUGUUCCUUUAUGUAAAUGAUUUUUAUUUGAUAUCAACACAAUUUUUACUUUGUUCAUUUUUAGCUAUCAUGUUAUCAUUAUUUUGAUUAAAUAGCUACGCCAUUUAAUACUAUCUACAAAAAUCUG